CAGGCCCAGCUCAAGGCCUCAAUCCUCCCUCAGUUGUACGUCAGCCACCGGGGUAUAAACACCUGUGCGCACUUCACUCCCUCACCACUACCACCUGUGGACUCUGCUCACGUCUGUCAAUCACAUCCGUUAACACUAUCUACAGUUAGGUAACAUCAAGGUAACAGCAGAAGCAGUAACAAGUAACCCUAGGAGCAGCAGCAGUAAAAACAGCGGAAAUGGGCAAAUGUGUGGCAUACGUCGCGGCAUCUGUGGUGUUGCUGGGUAUAAAAGCUCUGGUGGCCGGAUUAGCAGUAUGGUACUCGCAUGAUCGUAUGAAUGAAGCUCUUUCUUCCCAGAGUCGCACUGCUGGGUGUUUGCUAUCGGCCACCGACUUGGGAGAAGGUGUGUCGGGCUAUCUCACCCUCAACCAGCGCCGGCCUGGUACCUUCGUCCACAUCACUGGCAAUAUCUCCCACCUGUCAGAAGGACUUCACGGGUUCCACAUCCACGCCUGGGGGUGUGCCGGAGCCGGUGACGGUUGUCGGGACGUCAAGGGCCACUACAACCCCGAUAACAACAACCACGCUACACUCCGCCAUGUUGGAGAUCUGGGCAACAUACUGAGCGAGAAUGAUGGCUCAAACCAGACCAUUGCCUUCAUCGAUAUCAAGGACCACGUCAUCAGCCUGUGGGGGGAGAAGUCCAUUGUGGGUCGGUCCAUUGUUGUUCACGCGGGGCAGGACGACCUUGGUCUCGAGGGCACAGAGGCGUCUCUGAAAACUGGAGACGCUGGGGGUAGACUGGCCUGUUGCACCAUCUACCUCACCCCUGAAUCUUCGAUGUAGAUGAAUCUAUAAGUAGACGGAACCUUGGUAGACAAGUCAUAUUGUUGAUCUUAUUUUCCUUGUUGAAUGACAGCUUUAUCCUCUCUUGUCACUGAUAUGUCUGUUAGCCACUUGGGCGAGCGGACACGUCACUUACUCACCGUUGGCAAGUACUAGGCAUGCACUGACUCCAAAAUAUUUCUGAACCUGCACCUGUGUUGACCAAGUCUGGUCAUUAUAAAAACAACUCACACCUGAAUCUACUUUGUAUAUAAGAAUUGGUAGAUGAAACCGCUAGUAGUUAUACCUAGGUGGCGAUGACUGACACAUUGACAUAGGCACCCUAAGUUUGGGUCAGCCUCCAUAAACUGAACAGGGAUAAAAGCAAAUAAUGAAUCUCAGUACAA
Messenger RNA from Homarus americanus (American lobster), 1213 nucleotides. Its product is annotated as superoxide dismutase [Cu-Zn]-like. Gene Ontology annotation, molecular function: superoxide dismutase activity; copper ion binding. Gene Ontology annotation, biological process: removal of superoxide radicals. Lineage: Eukaryota; Metazoa; Arthropoda; Malacostraca; Decapoda; Nephropidae. The record is from RefSeq and is a predicted model, not a curated record.